Messenger RNA from Onthophagus taurus, 7712 nucleotides. NCBI's taxonomy places the organism in Eukaryota, Metazoa, Arthropoda, Insecta, Coleoptera, Scarabaeidae. The record is from RefSeq and is a predicted model, not a curated record.
AUUGAUCAAACACCGAACUUCCUCGUGUUAAUCGUUUUCGUCAUACAAAAAAUCUCGAAAAAUUUAAAUACCGUCAUCAUAUCCGUCAUUUUCGACAAAACGUUAUCCGUGCAUAUCAUUUACAUACUUAAAAUAUCUAUAUAAAUUAGUGCUUAAAUUAAUGUACUUAAAUAUUAAAAAAAACAUAUGUUAUUAACGUGACGAAGAACCUUUUAAAGAAAUAGUGAUUUAAUAAUAAUUAAGAUUGUUGUGUUGACUAUUAGUGCUUUUCGUGAAAGUUAUCUUAGCGAAGUUGGUAUCGCGGUCGUGUAACCUACAUUCAUAUCACCUGUUUCUGGUAAACGAAAUUGGCAUCGCUAUUUAAAGUGGCGUCGUCAUCAUAAUUGGUUGAUGAUGACAGCCUGUGGACGAAAGGCGAUGGUGUCAACUUGGGCUUGCCUUUUGCUACUAGCGACGGUACAAGUCUUCGCUUCCGGAGGGAACUACUCGGAUUUUCCUUAUAUCCAGUAUUUAACACAUCCGCCUGAAAUAACGCAGAGACCGAGGAACCAGCAAGUCAAAGCUGGCGGAAUAGCGUCUUUUUUCUGUGCCGCACGGGGAGAUCCAGCUCCCGUUAUUCAGUGGAAGAAAAAUGGAAAGAAGGUGCCGGGCUCGCAAUCUCGCUACCAGGUGAAGGAAUUUCCAGACGGCGGCGCUCUGCUCAGGAUUGAACCCGUCAAAGCCUCCAGGGAUGAUGCCACUUAUGAAUGUGUCGCCGAAAACGGCGUCGGCGAUGCUGUCAGUGCCGAAGCAACGUUGGAUGUCUUCGACCCGGAAAAGUUACCAAACGGGUUUCCAACUAUAUCUGUACAUCCACUGACUAGUAAAGUAGUAGAAGUCGGCCACAAUGCCAUCCUUUCAUGUACCGUCACCGGAAACACUCCGCUCAGGAUAACUUGGCUCAGAAAUAUGCUUCCUAUAGACACUAGAAACAAUCCUAGAUAUUACAUUAGAGAAGAUUCACCAGGUUCGCUACAAAUUAAAAGCAGUGACGAAAAAGAUCAAGGAAAAUAUGAAUGUGUGGCUGAAAAUUCUAUCGGAACAGAAUACUCUAAAUCAUCCCAGCUUUACGUUAAAGUUCGUCGAGUUCCACCACAAUUUUCAAAACCACCUCCAAGUUUAACAAAAGUGAUGUUGGGGGCUGAUUUAAACCUGACAUGCGUAGCUGUUGGUUCUCCAAUGCCCUACGUAAAAUGGCGCAAAGAACCCGCUCAAGAUUUAACUCCCGAAGACAAUCUACCUGUAGGACUUAGCACACUGCCCUUAACCGAUAUUCAAGAGUCCGCUAAUUACACUUGUAUUGCUGCUAGUUCGUUAGGGGAAAUCGAAGCCGUUGCACAGGUUAAAGUCGAAUCAUUACCUGAAGCACCAACGAACGUAAAAAUAUCAGAAGUAACAGCAACUUCAGUGCGUUUAACGUGGUCGUACAAGGGACCUGAAGAACCCCAAUAUUACGUGAUACAAUUUAAACCCAAGUAUGCCAACCAGGCCUAUAGCGAGAUAUCGGGGAUUAUUUCGAUCCAUUAUGCGGUCAGAAACCUAAGUCCGUACACCGAAUACGAAAUGUACGUGAUAGCUGUUAAUAAUAUAGGCAGAGGACCACCUAGUGUACCAGCCAUAGUAACGACCGGCGAAAAAGCUGACUCUUUUCUUGGAGGAGCUACACCAGGCACGGCACCAAGAAACGUUCAAGUACGACCGUUAAGUUCUAGCACCAUGGUUAUACAAUGGGAUGAACCGGAAACCCCAAACGGACAAGUGACUGGCUACAAAGUUUAUUACACGGAAGAACCUAAUUUAUUAAUUUCUCAAUGGAAAACUCAAACCGUCGAUAACAACAGACUUACGACAAUCAGCGAUCUUACGCCUCAUACAAUUUAUACUAUCAGGGUUCAAGGAUUUACAUCUGUUGGACCAGGACCAUUAAGUGCUCCAGUACAUGUCAAAACACAACAAGGUGUUCCUAGUCAACCGAGCAAUUUGAGAGCAUCUGAUAUUGGUGAAACAUCCGUAACAUUACAAUGGAGUAAGCCGGUGCAUUCCGGAGAAAGUAUCGUAAGUUACGAGCUGUAUUGGAACGAUACAUACGCAAAAGAAAAACAUCAUAGAAGAAUACCAAUAGCGGAAACGUAUACGUUGACGGGAUUAUAUCCAAAUACGUUGUAUUACGUAUGGUUAGCGGCGAGAUCUCAAAGGGGGGAAGGCGCGACAACCCCACCAAUACCAGUGAGAACGAAACAGUAUGUACCCGGCGCCCCACCGACCAAUGUGACUGGCGAAGCGGUAAGUCCUACGUCGAUCCGGGUUUCCUGGGAACCACCGCCGGCUGAACGAAGUAACGGCAACAUAAUUUACUACAAGCUGCAAUUCGUCGAGGCCGGACGAUCGGAUAGCGAGGCGUCGAUUAUUACCUUAAACAAUACUAGCUUUACUGUUGACGAACUAAAGCGAUGGACCGAGUAUCGAAUUUGGGUAUUAGCAGGAACUUCGGUAGGGGACGGACCGUCCUCGUACCCGAUCACAAUACGCACCCACGAAGAUGUAUACCGAAUGCCUGGUGAUCCACAAGAUGUUAAAGUUGCACCUGUUAAUUCAACCACUAUUAGAGUCACGUGGAAACCACCUCUUGCCAAAGACAGAAAUGGAAUUAUUCACGGUUACCAUGUUCAUGUACAAGAAACUAAAGAAGAAGGAAAAAGUCUUUUAAAUGAACCAAUGCGUUACGACGUUCUCGGCGAUUCCAUCUUGGAAUUAAACAUAAGCGGGUUACAACCUGAUACAAAAUACUCAGUCCAAGUGGCUGCUUUAACAAGAAAAGGCGACGGAGAUCGGAGUGCACCAGUUAGUGUCAAAACACCAGGAGGUGUUCCAAAUAGACCGGGCUUAACAUUAAAGGUGAUUGAAAGGGAACCAACUGUAACUAUCGAACUAGAUUGGUCGAAACCAACACAAACCUACGGAGAACUUUUAGGCUAUCGUUUAAGAUUCGGCGUCAAAGAUCAAACGUUAAAAGAAGUACCUUUAAAAGGAAUCAGCACGCAUAAAUACAAAAUACAGGAUCUGGAACGUGGCGUUGAAUACGAAUUUCGAGUGGCCGGUUUGAAUCACAUCGGUAUCGGUCAAGAGGCGAUCAAAUUAAUGCACACACCCGAAGGGCCACCAACUGGACCACCGACGAACAUAAGUUAUCGAUUUCAAACUCCGGAUGUGGUUUGUAUAACGUGGGAUCCCCCAACCCGCGAACAUCGAAACGGGAGAAUCAUCAAAUAUGAUAUUCAAUUUCAUAAAAAGUCGGAUCAUAGAAAUUUUGUUGAACGAAAUGUUACCAAUACUAAAGCGGUUUUUACUAAUUUAGAAGAAAAUACGGAAUACGUUUUUCAUAUAAAAGCGCAUACUAAUCAAGGGAGUGGUCCCUUUAGUGAAAAAAUCAGUUUUGAGACUGAAAGAGAUAUUGGACGAGCUCCAAUGUCAGUAAGGGCUGUUGCUACUAGUGAGUCUAGUGUAGAAGUUUGGUGGGAACCUGUGCCUUCUAGAGGAAAAGUUAUAGGUUAUCAAAUUUUUUAUACAAUGACUGCAGUUGAAGAUUUAGAUGAAUGGCAACAAAAAUCAGUUGGCCUAACAGAAUCAGCGGAUUUAAUAAAUUUAGAAAAAUAUGCUGAAUAUGCAGUAGCUGUAGCAGCAAGAACUAAAAAUGGUCUAGGUAGAUUAUCUGAAAAAGUAACGGUUAAAGUAAAACCCGAAGACGUGCCUUUAAGCCUUAAAGCACACGACGUUACGACUCAUUCAAUGACUCUUUCUUGGUCACCACCGAUUCGAUUGAAUCCGAUCAAUUAUAAAAUUUCUUACGACGCCAUAAAAGAAUUCGUUGACUCUCAAGGAAUAACGCAAACUCAAAGUAUACCGAAAGUUGAAAUUACUUUAAAACAUACCGUUAAAUCUCAUACUAUAAACGAUUUAUCCCCGUUUACUACUUAUAACGUUAAUGUGAGUGCUAUUCCAAGUGAUUAUACAUAUCGUCCACCGACUAAAAUUACGGUUACUACACAAAUGGCGGCACCACAACCGAUGGUGCAACCUGAUUUUUAUGGGGUGUUAAAUGCUGAAGAAAUCCAAGUUAUUCUUCCGCAAGCGUCUGAAGAAUACGGUCCGAUUAGUCAUUAUUAUUUAAUAGUCGUUCCUGAAGAUAAAGCAAACGAUAAACAUCCUGAUCAAUUUUUAACGGAAGAUUUAAUCAAUAAUAAGGGUCAAAAUGUAAAUACUCCUUACAUAGCGGCGAAAUUCCCACAAAGAAACAUUCCAUAUACAUUCCAUUUAGGUGCUAACGAUGAAUACGAAGGAUACAAAAAUAAAAAAUUGGAGCGAGGGAAAAAAUACAGAAUUUUUGUGCGAGCUGUUGUUGAUACCCCACAAAAACACUUGUAUACAAGUAGUCCAUUUUCAGAAAGUUUAGCUUUGGAUAUGCGAGAAGUUCCACCUGGAGAUCCCCCACUUAGACCCGAUCCAAAUACAUCAACAGACACAAAUGGCCCAAUUGUGACUAAUCAACGAAAAGAAGCCGGUAUUUUAUGGGUUAUUUGUCCAAUUAUUGCUGCGUCGGUUUUUUCGAUCAUUUUGGUAUUAUUGUUUAUUAUCAGAAAGAGACGUCAACCGUGUAAAACUCCAGAUCAAGCUGCUGUUACUAAACCACUUAUUCCCGCGGAUAUUAAUAAUAGUACAGCACCGAGUGAUCCAGUUGAAAUGAGGCGAUUAAAUUUCCAAACACCAGGAAUGAUUUCUCAUCCACCUAUUCCUAUUGGAGAAUUAGCAAAUCAUAUCGAGAAACUAAAAGCAAAUGAUAAUCAAAAAUUCUCCCAAGAAUACGAAAGUAUAGAACCAGGUCAACAAUUUACGUGGGAUCAUUCAAUAAUGGAAAUUAAUAAACCUAAAAAUCGAUACGGUAACGUAAUCGCUUACGAUCAUAGUCGUGUAAUUCUUCAACCUGAAGAUGGAAUACUUGGCAGUGAUUACAUCAACGCGAAUUAUUGUGAUGGUUACAGAAAACACAAUGCAUACGUAGCCACACAAGGUCCUCAACCACACACCUUUUCUGAUUUCUGGAGAAUGUGUUGGGAAUUGAGAACAGCAACAAUCGUAGUUAUGACUAAAUUGGAAGAAAGAACGCGGAUAAAAUGCGAUCAAUAUUGGCCGAGUAGAGGAGCGGAAACUUAUGGUUCCAUGACCGUUUCAAUCACGGAUGUCCAAGAAUUGGCUACUUAUUGCAUUCGAACCUUUCAAUUGCAAAGAGAUAAAUAUUCGGAAAAACGUGAAAUUAAACAAUUACAAUUUACAGCUUGGCCAGACCAUGGCGUUCCAGAUCACCCUGCGCCGUUUUUACAAUUCUUACGAAGAGUUCGAAAUAUGAAUCCAUCCGACGCUGGACCGAUUGUAGUGCAUUGUUCCGCCGGCGUUGGAAGAACCGGUUGUUUCAUUGUUAUCGACUCAAUGUUAGAAAGAAUAAAACAUGAAAAAUCUAUCGAUAUCUACGGACACGUUACUUGUCUAAGAGCACAACGCAAUUACAUGGUUCAAACUGAGGACCAGUACAUUUUCAUUCAUGAUGCCCUCCUGGAAGCAGUUAUUUGCGGUCAAACCGAAGUACCGGCAAGAAACCUUCAUCAACACAUACAAAAAUUAAUGCAAGCUGAAUUGGGAGAGCACAUAACCGGAAUGGAAAUGGAAUUUAAAAAAUUGAGUAACAUGAAAACCGAUUCAACGCGUUUUACCACCGCAAAUUUACCGUGUAAUAAACACAAGAAUCGAUUAGUACAUAUCUUACCCUACGAAAGUACCCGAGUUUGUUUAGCACCAAUAAGAAAUGUGGACGGUUCUGAUUACGUAAAUGCUAGUUUCGUCGACGGUUAUCGUUAUAGAAAAGCAUAUAUUGCUACUCAAGGUCCAUUAUCGGAUACUGCCGAUGAUUUAUGGAGAAUGCUUUGGGAACAUAAUUCCACAAUUAUUGUUAUGUUAACGAAAUUAAAGGAAAUGGGGAGGGAAAAGUGUCAUCAAUAUUGGCCAAGUGAUCGUUCAAUAAGAUACCGUUGUUAUGUAGUUGAUCCAAUCGCUGAAUACAACAUGCCGUUAUAUAUUUUACGCGAAUUUAAAGUAACUGAUGCUAGGGAUGGUUCAUCGAGAACGGUGAGGCAGUUUCAAUUUACAGAUUGGCCAGAACAAGGAGUUCCAAAAUCCGGUGACGGAUUUAUUGAUUUUAUUGGGCAAGUUCAUAAAACGAAAGAGCAAUUUGGACAAGAUGGUCCAAUUACCGUACAUUGCAGUGCUGGAGUUGGUCGUACAGGUGUAUUUAUAACGUUAAGUAUCAUAUUAGAAAGGAUGCAAUAUGAGGGAGUUGUGGAUAUAUUCCAAUCAGUGCGCAUAUUACGUACACAAAGGCCAGCAAUGGUUCAAACAGAGGAUCAAUAUCAGUUUUGUUAUCGCGCAGCUUUGGAAUAUUUAGGAUCUUUCGAUCAUUACACCGAUGGUAACUAAAAGGAAACUAAUAAAAACAGAAAAAAGAAAAACGAACGUUUAAAUAUGCUUGUUACGUAGUUUUAAUUUUUUCUAAAGCAGACAAUAACUGCAAUAGAAUUGUAUAACAAUGUGCUAUAUUUGGUUUUCUCCGUACAAAUACUGCCAAUUGAGUAUAAGUUAGAAAAAUGAAAAAAAAAAUGAAUAAAUUAAAAGAAAAACUGAAAGGACACUGAUGCCGUGUUAAUCCUGGAUAGAAAGAAAGAGAAAUAUGAGAUAAAUAUAAGAAGAAAAAUUAUAAUUAUAGUGAAAACAAAAAUAUAGUGUGCAAAUGUGUGUAAAAAAUGUGCCUAGAUAUAAAUAUGCCCCCGAAGAGAUGAUGAAAAGUUGAUGAAAAAUGUCACAAUAACGUCGACAGAAUAUGAAUCAUGUAAAAAUUGUGUGUGCACAGCCAUUGUGACAAGUUGAUAUACAUUUAAGAUUUUAUAUUUUAGAACUCAGAAUUUGUAUAAAAUUUCGACCGAAAAAUUUUUUUGUAAACUUUUUUAUUGUACCUACUACAUAUUUAAGUUUUUUUCUACCUAUGUAUAAUUGUUAGCGUCUGAUACUCAAUCUAGUUAAUUAAGGUAACCGAAUCAUUAAUUGUAUAUCAUUCGUGUUAAUUGUAACUUUCCAAUUCGAUUUAGUAAUCUGUAUAUUAACCUCAGUAAAUGUAGUAAUUAUGAAAAGAAUCACGAAAACGUGCACUGUUAUCUCUCUUAUUCGUCCCCCAGUAUAUUUACUAAGUGUACUAAAAUAAAUUCUUAUGACUUCCCUACAAAACAAGAACAAAUAUAUUUAAAUAUUACGUUUUAAAUCGGAUCUCGAAUAUCGUUCGAUAUUAUUAAUUUACAGAAACCGGAAUGUUAUUAAAUAAGACAACAUUGUUAAAUACAUAAAUUAGAUUUAACUUUAUAUUUUUCUAUCCGCAUAUUUUUCUUUUUUUUUAAUUACGGAAUGCUGUCCUUGUAAGCACAGUAUUUGGACUGAUUUGUACUCUUUUUUGUACUGUAACUUUUUCAUUUGUAAAAACGUUAUUUUAAGCUGUAAUAAUGUUAUAUUUUUUAUGACAACAUGAACACACUGUUGUAGCACAGAGGAAUGAAUGAUGAAAAUAAAGCUAUAGAUUUUAA